UCUCCUCCAUAUCUCUCUACCCUUCUCUGCAGGCAUGGAAGAGCAAUUUAUACUUCGGCUUCCACCUUCGGUAGCUGAACGGAUACACCGGCUCUUGAGCGAAAACGCAUCUUCGUCUUCUGAUGACAAGUCCUUGGAUUUAACCUUUUCCGAGGAUGGGAGAAGUGGCACAUUUUCAAUAGGAAACGAUCACUUCCCUGCAUUUCUUUUGGAUUUACCUGGCAUUGUGGAGUCAUACAAAACCUAUGAUGAUAGCGUGCUGAUUAAAAGUGCAGAUAUUGGUCAAAUGAUUAUGGUGAAGGAGGAAGGUGACAGUGUUCCAGGUGAGGUGGAGUACAGACAUGGCCUUACCCCUCCGAUGAGGGAUGCUCGAAGGCGAAGGUUCCGCAGAGAACCAGAUCUAAAUCCUGAGCUGGUCCGGCGUGCUGAGAAAGAUUUGCAGAAUAUUAUGGCUGGUGGAACAGCUGAGAAUAUUGAUGUUGAAGCCAUUGAGCAUGAGGAAGAUGGUGAGGAAAAUGCUCGUAAUGUAAGUAAGAAGGUGGAACCUAAGCCUCCAGAGAAGCCUGACAUACCUGAGGCUGGGACAGCUGGUGGAGAGCCAGACAGAAGCGAUUCUGAUGAGUCUGAUUAUUCAAUAUGAUGGAGGUAUAUGGUACACAAGGUGCAACUCCACAUGUUAAGUAUUGUAUUGAGGUAGUAUCACCAUAUUAUCAAUGCUUUCUUCUUCAUCUCCGGUGAGGUCAGAUCUUCUCUUCAGGUUGCCUCUGCUCUGCCCCUCUUUUUUUUUUUUUGCUAAAGUUCGUAUUUCUUUUGUCCCUUGUCCACUGACGUGCAGUUUUCUGCUUUUUUUUCUCAUCCACGGGCUUGUUACCGCCCAAGGACGUGCCAUCUUCACUGUUGGUUGCAGAUCUUGUGCUUUCUUCUUCCUCUCCAGUGAGGUCGGGUCUUCUCUUCAGCCUUCUUACCGCCCAAGGAGGUCCCAUCUUCACUGUUGGUUGCAGAUCUUGUGCCGUUCGUUUGGAAAAAACUUCGGUCUCCUCCUCCUUUGUUGUAUUAAGCUUUCUUCUUCCUCUCCGUUUUCUGCUUUUUUUCUCAUCCACGGGCUUGUUACCGCCCAAGGACGUGCCACUGCUAUAAUAGCGUCCAUGUCGAUUUCUGGAAUUCAAGGUCAACCCCUGGAGAUCACCGGUAGUAUGAAAAGUCAAUAUGGAAACCUGAAGCCUGUUGCAGAUAACAUGAGUGUGGAAGUUGAAAAAUCAGUGUCACUAUCUACAGAAUCUCAUGUUGAGACUGAUGCCACUGAAGACAUUCUUGUCUGAUUCUGCUUUUACUCAAUUAAAAGAGUCAGAGACUGGGUUUCAUCGCAAGUCAAUGCAAGAGCUGAUUGGCUUAUCAUAGAAGUAUUACAAUGAAGUUGCUCUUCCUAAACUGGUUGCUGAUUUUGGUUCUUUGGAACUCUCACCAGUGGAUGGUCGAAUGUUGACUGAUUUUAUGCAUACAAGAGGCCUUAGGAUGCGUUCUCUUGGACAAGUUAUAAUGUGGGAAGUGAAUAAAGAGAGGCUGGGAGAAUUCCUUGAGGAGUUGCAGAGGAAAGAGGACACAAAUGACAGCUAUGUUGCUGCUCUGAGAGGGGAAACGUUGAUUAGAAACCCAUAUGUGAGAAUGCAACCUUUCCCGGAGCAAAGCACAGCUAAAGUUAGCAAGGAACAAGAGUAGAUAAUGAGACUACUUUUGGCAGAUUUUUGUACCCAGAACUUUUUUCUACUUUUCUCCUUUUUCACUACCAUUGUAGAGCACUAUUAUGUGUGUCUAACGGUGGCUUCUGGUUUACUGGUUCUUUAUUACAAUGGGAUCGCCAAAACUGAAGCUUAGCUUGUAUACAAUUGUACUUUAUAAAAAGGACAAAUAUUAAGUGGUAUAAGGAUAGAUAUUAUAAAAAGGACAAAUAUUAGCUUUGUUAUAGCUUCAGAAUUUAGCUUUAGUUAGUUUAUGUAAGCUAAGAAAGUGUCCCACCGCAGGAUGAUUAUUGAUUUUUAUAUUGUUAGCUAAUAUUUGUAUCCA
Coffea arabica (coffee) is the source of this 2061-nucleotide messenger RNA. Lineage: Eukaryota; Viridiplantae; Streptophyta; Magnoliopsida; Gentianales; Rubiaceae. The record is from RefSeq and is a predicted model, not a curated record.